Molecule: messenger RNA, 4788 nt
Organism: Lethenteron reissneri (Far Eastern brook lamprey)
Lineage: Eukaryota; Metazoa; Chordata; Hyperoartia; Petromyzontiformes; Petromyzontidae
Product: gap junction beta-5 protein-like
Biological process (GO): cell-cell signaling
Cellular component (GO): connexin complex
Molecular function (GO): gap junction channel activity
Source: RefSeq, a predicted model, not a curated record
AGUGGGGGGGGAGACGAAGCGAGAGGCAGCUGAGGUAUGGAUGAGCCCGGUCCGGUCUGUGUUGAAGAGUCGCAAACGUGAAUUGGACUAUUCCUGCCCGUCGCGGACUGCCGCAAGCAUGAGUUGGAGCCUGCUCAACGAUGUCCUUAAGAACGUGGCCAAGUAUGAAACGGCAGUCGGAAAGGUCUGGCUGUCGGUGCUGCUCAUCUUCCGGCUGCUGGUGCUCGUCGCCGUGGCGGACAAGGUCUACUCGGACGAGCAGAAGGAGUUCGAGUGCAACACGCGGCAGCCGGGAUGCAAGACCGUGUGCUACGACUACUUCUUCCCUGUGUCGCACAUCCGCUUCUGGGCCAUCCAGCUGGUGCUCGUGUCCACGCCCACGAUGCUCGUGCUCAUGCACGUGGCGGCGCGGCGAUUCCGGAACAAGUUCAAAGGUCGUGAGGACCUGGACAAGAUGGAGGGGGGCCUGGUGUGGACCUACCAGCUGAGCGUGAUAUGCCGAGUGGUCGUCGAGGUGGGCUCCGCCUACCUCUUCUGGAGGUUCUGCUCGCCCCUGGGACUCAUCCUGCCCAUGGUGGCCCAGUGCUCGGUGGCCCCGUGCCCCAACUCGGUCGACUGCUUCGUGUCGCGCCCCUCCGAGAAGACUGUCUUCAUCAUCUUCAUGCUCACUGUGUCCGGGAUCUGCCUCUUCCUCAACCUCAUUGAGCUCUUCUACAUCCCCAUCAAGUACUGGCUGGGGCCGUUAUUCUGCAGCACGCGAAGGAAUGUCAACCUCCGCGAGCCGCCCCUCUCGGCGGUGCGGAGCGACUCAACGCGCUCGGCCCCCGACGACAAGGCCGCAGCCUGCUGCAGCUGCCGCUGCGACUGCUCGUGCCACCCGGCCCGCGGCAGGGCCGAACUGACCCGCGGCGGCAGCUACGGUGACGGCGGCGGUCCCGGCGGUGGCGGUGGCUGCGGUGGUGGCAGCCGGAGCUCGGCUUGCGCGGGGCGGCCAAACGGAGUGCUUCCGGGGCGGUGCGUCGUGGUUUUAGAGGCGCAGGACAAGGCCGGCAGGAAGAAGAAGGGCGUGACACGGAUGCAGGCAAUAGAGAUGGGCGAUGGCGAUGGUGGAGAUGGUGGAGGUGGAGGAGGAGGAGGUUGCUCUCCUCCCCCAGUGUCCCCGGCGGCUUCGUUGCUGGUGUCACCGCGGGCGCCGCACCUGGCGACGCACGGGAAGUGCCGCUCGUGCGGCGAGGAGGUGACAGAGGACGGUGGCGACGAGGAGGAGCAGGAGGAAGAGGAGGAAGUGGGAGAGCGGGCGCUGCUAGGGGCGGGCAAGGGCGGCCGUGGCAAAGAGGGCGCCUUGAGCAAGGAGAGGCGGGCGGGCAGCAUGGGAGAUGGGAAGUGACGAUGCUGAUGAUGACGACGACGAUGGCGGCGGCGGCGACGAAGAGGAGGAACUCCGUUUCCGUGGAUUUUUCUGUUUUUGUUCUUGCUUCUGUUACUUGGUUCCCUUGACGUUUGGCAAAAGUAAUCAUUCAGCCCGCAUCUACGCGGGUGCGUGCCAGACUGGGGCAUCGGCGUGCCUUGGCGGGUAACAAGCUCUCGCUCAUCUCUCUCCCGCCUGCGCGAAGACGAAGCCAUGGAACUACUCAGGGAGCGACAACGUUGAGACGAUGACGACGACGUGUCGGUUUUCGUGCGCAGAGGCGGCGUUCGUCGUCGGUCGGUGCAAACUGCGCGUCUCUCUCUCUCUUCGCAAUUGCCGAUGGGGAACCCGCUCGGACGAGGUGCGGGAAGGCAGCGGUGGUAGCAGCCGCGGUAGUGAGGAGCUGGCGACACCAACGGUUGUGUCCCCCCCACAACCCCCCAAGCUCUCACAGUCCUCUUUAUAUUCCGAUGUUUUCAGACAAUUAAAUAAGCGUUUAUAUUCGUGUUGGGGAGGAAUCCGGAGCGCCCGGACUAAAACAAAAACCGCAGACGUGCGCGCGGGGUGGGAGGGUCGGGGGCAACACUUUGCUAUUCCAGAUGGAACAGAUGGGAAUUAGUCCACACACUCUGCUAUAGGAGCGAGCGAGAUGGAACAGAUGGGGAUUAGUCCACACACUCUGCUGUAGGAGGGAGUGAGAUGGAACAGAUGGGGAUUCGUUCCACACUCUCUGCUGUAGGAGGGAGUGAGAUGGAACAGAUGGGGAUUAGUCCACACACUCUGCUCUAGCAGGGAGUGAGAUGGGUACGGCUCCUCCACCACACCCACCCACGGGUAUAAGAGGGAGUUUCAUAACCCAUCUGUGUGCGGUCCACUAACCCUUGCUCUGCAUGGCACUGGAGAACUACUCUAGGCGAUCAGCCAGGUGCGGCGGCGAAUGCUUGUUUGUCCUCGGGUGGCGCAAACUCCAAAUGUACAGCAGUAGGCGUCAGGGUCAGGAUGGAACCCACGACCUCUACCAUGCGAGGUAGUUAACGUAUCUUAGCCACCGUGAUGAUGAUGAGAGAGAGACGCAAACUCCAAAUAUACAGCAGCAGGCAUCGUCAGGGUCGGGAUCGAACCCACGACCUCCUGCACACCAGGCGAGGUAGUGAACAUCUCCUAGCCACCGUGAUGAUGAUGAUGAUGAUGUUGAGAGAGAGAGACGCAAACUCCAAAUCUACAGCAGCAGGCAUCAUCAGGUUCGGGAUCUAACCCACGACCUCCUGCACACCAGGCGAGGUAGUCAACAUCUCCUAGCCACCGUGAUGAUGAUGAUGAUGAGAGAGAAACGCAUCUCACCACCGCGGCGCCCAGUGAUGCUGCUGCUGCGUUGGCAGUGGUGCACAAGCAUAGCAAUAACAUAGGCAACGUUUCGGGCGACGGACCUUCGUAGCAGAUGGUAGCACGUGGUACCUUAUAAAGGAAAUAUAUAUAUAGUAUGUGACGUUUCAUGCGACGGAUCUUGCCAGCACAAGUCACUAAAUUCCAGACGCGGGGUGUUUUAGUGCCACAGAGCAAUCGUCCACUGAACGUGACAAGCGGGUCAGUGUCUCCUUCACGUAGACACCUUUCCACACAUAAAAUAUUAAAGGAUUUAUGACUAAUCCCAUCGGCCACACGCGUACGUUCUACUGGGAGUGUGCAAUUUCAACAGCAUUGAUUACAAGACGAGCAACCGCUGGAAACCGGUUUCGACAUCCGCUGUCUCGUCAGAGUCUCGGCGUUGAGUGUCUGCUCAGCAGAGUUGUCGCUUGUCUUGAAUCGGUGCUGCUGAAACGAGGCACUUCCAGAAGCCCGUGCACAUGGCUGAUGGGAUGUCGAGGAAAUAAUGUUGUUGUUUAUGUUCACGUGGAGGGAUGGGCGUGUGUUCAGGAGGUUGUUUUUUUCGGUAAAGUCGCGCAGGUAAAAAAUAAAAUCAAAGUAAAUUAAAUCACGACGUUUCGGAGGCAACACAAGCUUCCGUCUUCAGGUGGAAACGUCGUGAUUUAAUUUAUUUUUAUUUUAUUUUUUUACCUACGUGACUUUACCGAAAAAAUCAAAGAGUAUGGACCCUUGCAGUCAGGAAAACUUCAAAUCUAGAAUUUAGGAGGUUUGUUUUAUCUAUUUUGUAAUUUACAAUCUCCAUCGCAACAAAGUAACGCUAAUGGUUACGUUGAUUCCCACUGCAGUCACCGUGGGUGAUGUCUAUACAGAAUGCCUCUCACUGUAUUACUCGAUGUGUGUCUGUAUGUUGAACUUGUUUUGCACCAUACCUAGCCAAUUGUACUAAUCGGAGGUGAUGUCGAUGAUAGAAACUGCCAGCUACUAUUGUAUUCAUCUUCUUGGUUCUUUCGGUAAAGUCAUGUAGAAUGGACAGACCUGGUCUUCACCUGAGGACGGCUGCUUGCGUUGUGGCCGUAACGUCGUGAUAAUUAUUUUAUAAUGUUUUAUUUUUAUUCUUUUAUUACUUCCCUUCUACGUGGUGACUUUACCGAAAGAACCAAGAAGAUGAAUCCCUGCAGUCACGAAAGCUUUAAAUCGAAAUAUUAUUGUAUUGCUGCUCUAAGCGAAAUGUUUCGUCGUUGUAGUGAAAGUCGCCACCGCCACAUCGACCCCUACUGACGCCACCCACCACUACCUCUACUGCCGUGCGUGCACUCCCCACCACCACCGCCACCUUCCACAACUACCACUGCUACCAGAGGUCGCAACCGAGUACCCGAUACCCGGCUACCCGUACCCGGCCGGGUACGGGUACCCGUUUGCGACCCUGGUGCGGCCGGGUACGGGUACGGGUAGGCCGUGAGUCACUGGUGAGUCACCGUUUGUCACUCAUUUCCCAACGUCUUGUCUCUUCUCACAAUUCAAGUUCCUAGAAUCAACCCAUCCGCGCCUGCAACAUGGCUUCAUCCCAGAGGUCGCAAUCAGGUACCCGUACCCUACCCGAUACCCGGCCAGGUACAGGGUAGCCGGGUAUCGGGUAGGGUACGGGUACCCGUUUUCGACCCUGGUGCAGCCGGGUACGGGUAAGGAAUCAAAAUCCGUUUGCGACCUCUGACCGCUAUCCACAUUAAGCCCCACACACCCCGCUUGCAGGCGGGGGGAAGGGGCGGAACCUAAAGAGGAAUGGGCGGAGCCUGGACAGGAAAGGGCGGGGCCUAGAGAGGAAGGGGCGGGGCAUAGAGAGGAAGGAACGGGGCAUGAAGCGGAAGGGGCGGAGCAUAGAUAGGAAGGGCGGGGCAUAUCCAGAAAGGGGCGGGGCAUAGAGAGGAAGGGUGGGGCAUAGAGAGGAAGGGCCGGGGGCUAAAGAGGAAUGGGCGGAGCCUGGACAUGAAGGGGGCGUGGCCUAGAGCGGAAAA